CGACAGGUAAAUAAACAAAUCAGACGACAACAAGAUGGCGGCGCCCAAGAAGUAUGGGCUGUUCUUGCCCAAGAAAGCUGACAAGCCAGGUGUUGCACCUCGGCCUUCAAUUUUCGGAGAUGACAGUGACGACGAGCACGACAAGGCGUCAAUCGAGGCAUCAAUCAAAAAGGAGUCUUUCAGGAAUUUAACCAAGAUCCAGACCCAGCUUCAGUUUCAAAAGGCAAUGGAAGAGGACCCAACUGUCUUUGAAUACGACGAAGUCUACGAUGACCUGAAGCAAGUCAAAGAGGAAAAGAAAACAAAAGUUACAAAAGACAGAACACCACGCUACAUCGCAAACCUGAUGAAGGCUGCGGAUAAUCGCAAGAAGGAGAACGAACGCCGCGCCCAGCACAAGAUCCAGAAGGAGCGAGAGCAAGAAGGGGAGGCCUUUGCGGACAAGGAAGCCUACGUCACCUCCGCGUACCGCAAAAAGAUGCAGGAGAUGCAGGAAGAAGAGGAAAAAGAAAUGCGUAGGGAACAACUAGAUGAAAUGAUGAACGUCACAAAGCAAAGCGACUUGAGCGGCUUUUACCGCCACCUCCUGAAGCAGACGGUCGGCGAGGAAAGGAUACCGGAGAACACGGAUGAACCUACUGUGAAGAGGGAAGAAGAAGUAGAAGAAGACUCGCGGGACAUUCGGGAAAAGAAAGCAGAAAGAGUCGACAAGGGACAGCCAGGUACCUCAAAGCAGGUCGAGGACUCUUCAGAAACGGAGUUCAGGAAGAAGCCCGGCAAAAAGCAGCAGUACCGCAGGAGGCACAUCAGCGAAGCUUCCGACUCCGCGCAAAACGCGCAGAGCGAGGCGGAGAAGAACGUCGAUGCAGACAGUGACUUCGAGAUCGAUUCCAGUGACUCGGAGGGUGAAGAGAGGCAACCCGUCGCAAAGAACGGCAGGAAACGCAAGCAUUCUUCAAGCGACAGCGGCGGAGAGGAGGAGGAAAGCUCCUCUGAGAAGGUGACUAAGGAGGACGGCUGCGAGAAAGAUGAGCAUGCAGCGAAAGCACUGAGGCAGACAGAUGAUGAAUGGGUUAAGAUGUUUGAAAAGAGGACGGUGGGCGAAGUGUUCGAGGCUGCUAGGGAGAGGUACUUUCAGAGGAGGCAAGCCAGGAGGUCAGGUGGGCAGCAGUAAUUUUGCCUCGAGGGUGCUUCAUGAUGCUUUACUGUGGCCACUUUAUAGAAAUGUUUAUGAAUUCAGGUGCCACAAAUGUGGUUUCUGCCGCGUGUAAUGAAGCAUAAAAAAAAAAGGAUAAAGAGUCGACACACUUUGA
Messenger RNA from Ornithodoros turicata, 1313 nucleotides. RefSeq names its product nuclear speckle splicing regulatory protein 1-like. Bases 35 to 1174 code for a protein of 379 amino acids. The record is from RefSeq and is a predicted model, not a curated record. The transcript has 6 exons. NCBI's taxonomy places the organism in Eukaryota, Metazoa, Arthropoda, Arachnida, Ixodida, Argasidae. Gene Ontology annotation, biological process: regulation of alternative mRNA splicing, via spliceosome.